Messenger RNA from Meleagris gallopavo (turkey), 3131 nucleotides. The record is from RefSeq and is a predicted model, not a curated record. NCBI's taxonomy places the organism in Eukaryota, Metazoa, Chordata, Aves, Galliformes, Phasianidae.
GAGUGGGAGAUGAGGGGGCUUCCAUGGGGUUUUCCCUUCUCUCGCAGAGCAAGCUGGUCAAGUACUUCAGCCGGCAGCUCUCCUGCAAGAGGAAGGUGGCCCUGCAGGAGCGCAACGCCAAGCUGGAGGGCUUCCCCCAGCUCCUGCACUGGUUCCGCAUCGUCGACAUCCGCAAGGAGGUGAUGGAGGAAAUAGCCCCUGGGCAGCUGAGCCUGGAGGAGCUGCUGGAGAUGACCGAUGAUCAGGUCUGCGAGACCGUGGAGAAGUUUGGGGCCAACAGCGAGGAGUGUGCCCGCCUCAACGCAUCCCUCUCCUGCCUCCGCAGCGUCCAUAAGUCUGGCGGCAGCCUCUCCAAGCAGGACUGGACCAUCCAGUGGCCCACGACGGAGCCGGGCAAGGAGAACCAGCCUGGCUGUCCCCAAGAACCCGCCCCAUGGAGCCGCACGCACCUCUCGGCCAGCCCCAAACCCCCCGCCAAGUGCGCCCAGCACCACUGCCACGGCCCCCUCUACACCCACGUGGACCGCCUGACUGUGGAGGGCCACCCGGGGCUGUGUCCCCCCGUGGAAUCCGGCCACCGUUCCCUGCCUCCCUCCCCUCGGCAGCGGCACGCCGCUCACACCCCGCCGCGCACCCCCAACAUCGUCACCACCAUGACACCGCCAGGCACGCCGCCGCUGCGCCGCAGGAACAAGCUGAAACCCCCCGGCACCCCCCCACCUGCCUCCCGAAAACUCAUCCACCUCCUGCCUGGCUUCACAGCCCUGCACCGCAGCAAGUCGCACGAGUUCCAGCUGGGGCACCGCGUGGAUGAGGCCCACACCCCCAACGGUCGCGACCCUGGGGUGACCCGCCGGACACGCGUGUGGGACACGCGGCUCUUCCCGCAGUGCCGGGAGGUACGGAAGCGCAACAGCUCCGAGCGGUGCCGCUUCCUGCGCGGCACCCCGGACUGCCGCCUGGACGACGGUUUCCUCGACUACCUCGGCGGAGCGUUCUGCGCCUUCCCCGCCGCGCUGCUCCCGCUGCCCGUCGGCCUCUACGUGCUUUGGCUCCUCUACCUCUUCGUCUUCCUCGGCGUGACGGCGGAGAAGUUCUUCUGCCCCAACCUGUCGGCCAUCUCCACCAUCCUGAAGCUCUCCCAUAACGUGGCAGGUGUCACCUUCCUGGCCUUCGGCAACGGGGCCCCGGACGUCUUCAGUGCUGUGGUGGCAUUCUCCGACCCACGCACGGCUGGGCUAGCAGUCGGGGCUGUCUUUGGUGCUGGCAUCUUUGUGACCACGGUGGUGGCUGGCGGCAUUGCCCUGGUGAAGCCCUUCACAGCGGCCUCCAGGCCCUUUCUCCGGGACGUCAUCUUCUACAUGGUGGCCAUCUUUCUCACGUUCCUGAUCCUCUUCUUUGGCCGCAUCACACUGGGGGAGGCUCUAGGGUACUUGGGGCUCUACGUCUUCUAUGUCUUCACUGUGGUGCUGUGCACCUGGAUUCACCGCUGGCAGCGUGGGGAUGGGCCGCCCCAACCCGGGCCGUGGGAGCCAGCCAUACCGACAGAUGCUGAGGAGCGGGAGUCCUCGGGCACCAACUGCGGGGACUACGGUGAGGAGUAUCGACCCCUGCUGCCCUACCGCGAUUCCUCACUGCACAUCCUUGGCACUGCCCUCAACCCCCUGGACAAGCAAAAGUGGAGGAGGAAGCCCUGGUACUGGCGGCUCUUCAAGGUGCUCAAGGUCCCUGUGGAGCUGGUACUGCUGCUCACCGUGCCUGUGGUGGAUCCCGACAAGGACGACUUGAACUGGAAGAGACCCCUCAACUGCCUGCACAUCGUCACCGGGCCCCUGCUCUGCAUCCUCACCCUCAAGUCAGGGGCCUAUGGGCUGUACCAGAUCCAGGGCGUCUUCCCGGUCUGGGUACUGGUUGCACUGGCUGGCUCCGUCCUGGCCAUCAUCAUCUUUGUGACCACACGCAAUGAAGACCCACCCAAAUACCACUGUGUAUUUGCUUUCCUCGGGUUCCUGGUCAGUGCUAUGUGGAUCAAUGCAGCAGCCACGGAGCUGGUGAACGUCCUGCGGACCCUGGGCAUCAUCUUUGAACUGAGCAACACUGUGCUGGGCCUGACCCUGCUGGCCUGGGGCAACAGCAUUGGAGACACCUUCUCUGACCUCACCAUGGCACGGCAGGGCUACCCCCGCAUGGCCUUCUCUGCCUGCUUUGGAGGCAUCAUCUUCAAUAUUCUGGUGGGCGUGGGGCUGGGCUGCCUGCUGCAGAUGACCAGCAGCCAGAUAGUGGUAAAGCUGGAGCCUGACAGUCUGCUGGUGUGGAUCUUGGCUGGAGCCCUGGGACUGAGCCUGGUGUUCUCCUUUGUGGUGGUACCAGCACAGUGCUUCCAGCUGGGCAGGGCAUACGGCACCUGCCUCAUCAUCUACUACUUGGCUUUUCUCUGUGUGGCCCUGCUCACUGAAUUCCGGGUGAUCCACCUAGUUCCCACCUGAGUGCUGCAGGGCCACGUUCCUGCCGCAGCCCACAGGGCCACACAUUUGCUCUCUGGAGAGAGCUGGUUGUGUUUUGGGAAAGAAAGAGGAUUUGUUAAGCACUAGUCAUCUCCUCGCUCCACUCUGUUGAACUUCAUUUAACUUGGGGUGUCUCUGAACAAUGAUGAGGGUAAAGGCUUGGUUGGCUACUGCUCCAAGGUAUAGGGCUGGAGUAGCUGCAGGGGAGCACACGCUAGGACACCCCUUCAUCUCCCCAUCUGGGCUCCUCUGGGGCUGGCGCUAUGGAGAAACUGGAAAGUAAAGGCUUGAGUGCAACUUUGGGAAUGUCUGUCAUUGCAAGGGGCAGCAAGCCUUCAGCAGGUGAACUGAAAGAGCAAGCAGAGAUGUUAAGGUGAGGCAAAGCACCAGAGCAGUUCUCGGGCUUAAUGCACACAAAGCUGAUAAUAAGCCCACGGAAGCCUGUUUUCUCCUUGUUUUUUUUUUUUCCUUUAAAGCAAUAUUUUUCAGUCUGAAUUUAAGAUACUCAAAAGGUGCACAGAGCUGUAGCAAAGGACUUGAUUCUCGGAGGCUCCCAUGUGCCCGAUAGCCUCAGGUUUAGACACUGUAAGAACGGACAAUUUGCAAUUAAAGACUACACAGCCUCCA